Messenger RNA from Lottia gigantea (owl limpet), 636 nucleotides. RefSeq lists its product as hypothetical. The transcript has a single exon. The record is from RefSeq and is a predicted model, not a curated record. NCBI's taxonomy places the organism in Eukaryota, Metazoa, Mollusca, Gastropoda, Lottiidae. The annotation marks the transcript as partial.
AAGUUUCUCCCCUACAAUAUAAAGUUUCUCCCCUACAAUAUAAAGUUUACCCCCUACAAUAUAAAGUUUCUCCCCUACAAUAUAAAGUUUCUCCCCUACAAUAUAAAGUUUCUCCCCUACAAUAUAAAGUUUACCCCCUACAAUAUAAAGUUUCUCCCCUACAAUAUAAAGUUUCUCCCCUACAAUAUAAAGUUUACCCCCUACAAUAUAAAGUUUCUCCCCUACAAUAUAAAGUUUCCCCCCUACAAUAUAAAGUUUCUCCCCUACAAUAUAAAGUUUCUCCCCUACAAUAUAAAGUUUCUCCCCUACAAUAUAAAGUUUAUCCCCUACAAUAUAAAGUUUCUCCCCUACAAUAUAAAGUUUAUCCCCUACAAUAUAAAGUUUCUCCCCUACAAUAUAAAGUUUCUCCCCUACAAUAUAAAGUUUCUCCCCUACAAUAUAAAGUUUACCCCCUACAAUAUAAAGUUUCUCCCCUACAAUAUAAAGUUUCUCCCCUACAAUAUAAAGUUUCUCCCCUACAAUAUAAAGUUUCUCCCCUACAAUAUAAAGUUUCUCCCCUACAAUAUAAAGUUUAUCCCCUACAAUAUAAAGUUUCUCCCCUACAAUAUAAAGUUUCCCCCCUACAAUAUAAAGUUU